This is a messenger RNA of Colias croceus (clouded yellow), 1670 nucleotides long. RefSeq lists its product as uncharacterized. Bases 23 to 1489 code for a protein of 488 amino acids. The record is from RefSeq and is a predicted model, not a curated record. NCBI's taxonomy places the organism in Eukaryota, Metazoa, Arthropoda, Insecta, Lepidoptera, Pieridae. The transcript is spliced from 14 exons.
UUUACCAUAGUUGUGUGCGAAAAUGAAUAAAAUAUGUUUAAUCGUAAUUUUGAAAUACUUUUCUAUGGCCACUGCAGUUCCGGCUGCAAAGAAUUAUAAGGAUCAGUAUUGCACGGACCCGAGAACAAUGGAAAAACAUGAGGUCUACCAGGAGUGGGCUGAUGCGUAUUCAUGCACACGCCACAGGUGUCAACCCGGGGGGCGGAACCUAGCUAUUUAUACUGUGGGGUGUAAACGCGUGGAGGCGCCAGAAUCGGCUAUAGAGUGUGAAGAGGUUGUGGAAGAUACUAAUAUGCAGUUUCCAUACUGCUGCACCAGAUUGAGGUGUCUAGUAGUGGUCCGUGGGGAGGUUUGGACCAAAGUACUAGGACAGCCCUGGGAGAAUCUCCCCGCAGCGCCUUGGAGCCACAUGUAUAAGAUGAAGAAGCCUCCGCCUAUUGACGAUUUGCCUAAACACGCCAUACAAGGUCCAGUUUAUGAAAUCCAAACAGAUGGGGAAGAUAAAAUAGAUAAGGUCCUUCGAUCUUCGAAGAAGACAACGGAAAAACCUUGUCAUGAUAUAGUUCCGAGGGUAGCUGCUUCUCCUGAUAUUGUGAUCGCUUUAGCUACGGGUAACGACGAAAAAGAGCACGCUGAAAUAGACAAUUUGAGGCGCAAGCGGCCAAGAAAACCUUCCUCCAGUCCAUAUUUGGAUGACAGUGAUCGUGAUGGUAAUGCUGACCUAGAAGACGUUACUGAUAAGAUCCAUGAAAUAUCUGAUGAGAAAUACUACGCGCAUGAAUAUGCUUUGGCCACACAAAAACCAUCUGAGACGCGUAUGGGAUGGACAGAAAUACCACCAAAUCAAUGGAACGAACAUGAAGCUGAAUUAACGGACACAAACGCACAGACAGAAGACAAACCGGAGAAACAAUCUGGCUUACAAGCGCUAGUUGACGCAAUCGGGAAUCGAAUGCGCGACAUCGAGAAUGUAGUACAGAAGAUGAGUGAAAAGGUCCAGAAGGAACCGCUGGCCAGCUUGGAGACACGGUCACACACUGAUCUCGAAACAAAGCACCGAAUGCAAGAUGAACAUAAAAACGAAAAGCCAAAAAAGCCCAAUCCAGACGGAGAACAUUAUAAACGGUUUUCAGUAAGAAAUCGCAGUAGAUAUCUAGCAACUACAGAGGUUCCAAUCGACCAGCCUCUUUUUGUAGAAGAUAAUAACUUGAAUGGUUACUUCAGUGACGCCAGUAAUUCUAUGAGGAGAAGCCCUCCAAAGGAGCCAGCUACAUACAUGGCGCCGGUAGAAACCCGUCGAAAGCACUCAGAAAUAUCAGAUGACGUAGAAAAACGCAGGCGGAAACACAGCCAUAAGAAAAAACAUGGAAAGGGUAAAGGUCAUAAGAAGCAUCAUGGUAAAGAAGAAAAAAGGAAGCAUUUUAACCGACUGAGUUCCACAGAAGUUGACAAAAAUGUUGUUUCUUUAGAAGACAGUGGGGCUGUUUAAAUAUAAAUAAUAAGAUACAUAAUUAAAAUUAUUUUUAUAUAAAAAACCUAGCCUUUUUCUAUGUACCUAUAACCUAAAUAAACGAAGUACUUAAACUCUUAUAUUGGGACAAAAAGGAUACUUUUCUUUGAUUAAUUAUUUAAAAGUACCUAGGUACAUAUGAACCCAAUAAUAAAUAAUA